This is a messenger RNA of Oncorhynchus gorbuscha (pink salmon), 1059 nucleotides long. RefSeq lists its product as uncharacterized. The record is from RefSeq and is a predicted model, not a curated record. The transcript is spliced from 4 exons. Lineage: Eukaryota; Metazoa; Chordata; Actinopteri; Salmoniformes; Salmonidae. The coding region runs from base 115 to 822 and encodes 235 amino acids.
GAAUGUUCAGUUUCCCACACACUUAAUUGUAUAACACACAGCGAGUCAGCUAGUAGUUUGAGUUGUUCAUGUUUACUCAUUGUCUUUGAGAAUUAGGCUAUAUUUGUCAUCAAAAUGUCACAGCGUGCCCACAAGGAAGGGCUGUGCAAUAUCACAAUUGUAUGUUUGGCCUUUAUUUUCUGUCUCCUAAAGCCAGUUUUUGCUAAGCCAACUCCUGCAAAUGUUUUUGCUUCCUCAUCAUCGCUGGAGCACAUGACUUUGAUCAACCCUGUUCAGAACAACCCCGAUGUCACAACCCCAAAACCGACCCAUUUUGUAAACACAUUGCUUGGACAAUUUGAGAGUUUGCUGGUGAAAGAUGGUACUUCUCCGGGUAAUUUGGACCAGGUGACUCAAGGAUAUCCCCAACCCUACACAAAUGCUAAAGACCCCCAGGGGCUUGUGAAGUCUCUAAUGUCUGUUCUACAGACUUACAAGAAGCAAACAGCAUCACACGGCAAUGAUCACGUCUUCAAACUGUGGGGAAAAGCUCCAAAAACAAAGAAGAGCACCAAUGAAAUCAAACCCAGAGUCAACAUAUUGACAGACCCCACUUACUUCGAGCCACUUGUGAAAGUUAACAUGAUUUUGGGCCUCUUUUUCUAUGGUUUCAUUGUGAUAGUGUUUAUCUACGACUCUGUCCGAGUUUCCAUGGAGGCCAGAAGAAGAUCUGACGCUCUAGCUGAUGCCAGGCUGAAGAGAAAAGAACCACCCCCUGUUGAACCACAGUCAACUUUAUCCAAAUGUACACUCUCUAUGAUGCCUAACUCUGUGUGCCGUUAACUUGCUUGAACGUGUGAUCCCUGGCUAAGUUAAGUCUACACUGACUGCAGGGUCUCACAUACUGUUGUAACAAUGCCCUGUUUCCUUUUAGAUCGGCAGAGCAUCGCUUCAUUGUUUCACUUGGAAAAUACAUCAUCCAUAGCUGACGGUUUGAAGGCAAAUUAUCCCAAGGUUACAUCAUUUAUUUUGAAGAUAUAUAUAUAUAUAUUUUUUUUUGUGAGAUGCAAUAGCAGUAGU